Molecule: messenger RNA, 4268 nt
Organism: Apis cerana (Asiatic honeybee)
Lineage: Eukaryota; Metazoa; Arthropoda; Insecta; Hymenoptera; Apidae
Product: ecto-NOX disulfide-thiol exchanger 2
Biological process (GO): ultradian rhythm
Cellular component (GO): plasma membrane; external side of plasma membrane
Molecular function (GO): RNA binding; oxidoreductase activity
Source: RefSeq, a predicted model, not a curated record
GAAUUCUUAAAAAGUAAAUUAUUUUCUUCGACAUUUUACUAUUUGUAAUUUCAAAAUAUAACUGCAGAAUUAUAAAGAAUUUAAUAGAAAAUGGCUUACAAUUUUCCGGGUGUACCAGCAGCUGCUAUGCCACCAAUGGGUAUAGGACCAAUGGGACCCCUUGCUCCAAUCGCAGGUCCACAAAGUUUUAUGGAUUUAGCAAGCCAAGGAUUUCCUCCUUUACCUCCACCAAUACCACUGCCUGGAAUGAAUGAUUCUCCUUUAGAAUUUAGUACAAAUAAAAAUCAACCCCCAGUAGUUAGAGAAGCUCCAGAAGAUAAUAGUGAUAAAAGAAAUGAAAAAAGUGAUAUUCGACGAGAAAGAGAAAACAGAGAUAAUAGAGACACUAGAGAUAAUAGAAGAUCUAGGAGUGAUCGAAGUGAUCGGAGAGAGCGAGAUAGAGAAAGAAGAGAAGAAAGAAGUGAAAGAGAUCGAAGAGAAGAACGAAGGCCAGAUGAUCGAAAUAGUAUAAAUUCUAGUAAUAGCAAUAAUAGUCAUAAUAAUAAUUCAAAUAAUAAUGAAAUUCCAUCUUCAUCAAAUACUGGUAACACUCCAAAUUUGGGAACACAAAUGGAACAAGCAACUGGAGUUUGGGGAAUGGGAGUAGGAUAUCCAGUAAUGGGAAUGGGUCCAAUGGGUCCAAUGGGACCUAUGAUGAGUGAAAUGACACUUGGUCCACAUAUGGGACAUACUCAUAGUUAUGGCCCCAUGAGUAUGGGAAUGAUGUCACAUGAUGGUAGUAUGAUAGGUGCACAAAUAUUAGGACCAGAACAAAUAAUGAAUGAUGCUGCCCAAAUUAUGAGCAGUGCCUUACCUCCUCCACCAACAUCACAAGGUACCAAAGAAAUUAUACAUUGCAAAAGUUGUACGUUGUUCCCACCAAAUCCAAAUGCUCCACCUCCAACAACUCGAGAAAGACCUCCAGGAUGCAGAACAAUUUUUGUUGGAGGUUUACCUGAAAAUAUCACAGAAACGAUAAUUCAAGAAAUAUUCGAACGUUGUGGAGAAAUAACUACCUUGCGACUCUCUAAAAAAAACUUUUGUCAUAUACGUUUCGUACUUGAAAGUAGUGUUGAUGCAGCAAUUUAUUUAUCUGGAUAUAGAGUUAGAAUAGGAUCCAGUGGUGAUCCUGCAAAUACAGGCAGGCUACAUGUAGAUUUUGCUCAGGCUAGAGAUGACCAAUAUGAAUGGGAAUGUAGACAACGUCAAUUACAGAGAGAACAACGCCAUAGAGAAAGAGUUGAAAAGGAAAGACAAAGGGCACCAUCCAGUCCUCCUCCAGUAGUACAUUAUACAGAUCAUGAAGCAUCAAAUAUUUGUGAGAAAAUUAAGCAAGACGAUACAUUCAUGAAAGCAGUGCAAAAAACGCGUUCUGUUACGUUACAAAACAAGCGCAUUAAAUCAUUCCAGGUUGUCGUAACAUGGCUCGAGCGUGGAGACUGUACCAAACGCAAUGCUAACACUUUUUAUUCGAUGAUUCAAUCAACGAAUUCUCAUGUUCGAAGGCUACUUACAGAAAAGGUCGCUUACGAAGAGGAACUCCAAAAAGCAAAGGAAUUAAUGAAGGGCAGGAUGCAGGGACUCUUAAUACAAUUCAGUCAGAUUGAACGCGUCUUUACUGCGGCCAGCCACAAGAAGGUCUGGGAUCACUUCACAAAGGCUCAACGGAAGAACAUCGAAAUGUGGAAGAAACAAUCUUCGGAAAUUAAAGCAGUACAGUUAGAAGAAUCUUUAAUGGAAGGUGAAGGAGAAAUGGAAGUUUCUGAUUCAGAAGAGGAACCGCAACGCAAAAAAGCACGCAAUCAAUCAGAUUCACAUGAUGAUAUUGAAAGAUUACAAACAUUGAAAGAGGAAAAUGAUAGUCUUCGAUGUCAGUUAGAGGCAUAUAAAAAUGAAGUGGACUUGUUAAAAUCAGAGACAAAAAGUGAAAUAGAUGCAAAGGAUAAACAAAUGAAAAUGUUGCAACAAACUUUAAAAGGUAUGCAAGAACAAUUGAUGCAAUCGAGAAAACAGCAAGCGCAAGAUGACGAAAAAAUCAAAGAUUUAACUGUAAAAUUAAAUGCUACAAAGAAAGAAGAACCUCGAGAAAGCGAAAUAAUAACAUUAGAUAAAGAUGACGAUGUUAACGAAGAACCUCGAACUCCAAAACAAUUAGUUUUAACAUCUAGUUUCGUACAAAUUUCUCAAAAAGAUGCCAAGUUAAUAGGAUUAAUAGCAACAUUUCUACAUAUUCAUCCAUUUGGCGCAAGUGUAGAUUAUUUAUGGUCUUAUUUACAAAAAAUGGAACCAGGUAUUAAACCAAAUGAAGUAGAAGCAUUAAUGCAACGAUUUCCUCAAGUCUUCAAACAAGAUUUAUUUGGAAUUGGAGCAAACAUGGAAAGACGUUGGCAAUUUUCAGGUUUUAAUGUAUAUCGUAAUCACUGAUUCAUGUACUGAUAAUUAAUUUUAGAAAAAAGUUAAAAAAAUAUCUAUUAAAGAAUUUUUUAAUAUCAUCAUGUUAUGGUAUCUUAUGCCAUAUAGAUUUUUAUUGUGAUAUUUAUAAUUCUUGUAGUGAAUCUUUAUUUCAUAAUAUCAUUAAACAAAAUACUUGUAAAUAAAUUUGAACGAUUUCAAAAAUUCUGGAAAAAUAUAAGUGUAUUUUUGUUUGAAAAGUUAAAAAGAAAUAUAUAUUGGAUUUCUUAUAAAAAAAUAAAUAAAAAUGAAUCAUCAUGAUGAUGAUUCAGUGAAUAUUAUUAAUUUAAAAUAAAAUUGAAAUAAAUUUUAUCCUGAAUGUAUGAAAUUUUAAUUUAAUUAUAAUAGAAAAAACAUUAUUAAAAAUUAAUUGUUGAUAAAUAAUUUUUUUUGUAACUUUUAUCCUUUUUUUUAUAAUUUUUCUUUAUUUUAAUGAAAAUUGUCUAUAGUAUUUGAAUUUUAAUUUUCAAUUAAAUUUUUUCAAAUAUGAUAGUUAACAUUUUAAAAGUUAAUUUUAAAAUUUAAAAUUUUAAAAUUUAUUUCUCAUUAAUUUUAAAAUUUAUUUCUCAUAUCAUAAAAUAACAUUUGAAUUUUAAUUUGAAUUAUUAAAGUUUUUUUUAAUUUAAUAGUUCAAAAAUUAUUUGCAUAUAAAUUUUUACAUUUUUAGGGAUUUUUGAUUUACUUAUGACAGUAUGUUAAAUUUUUACCCAAUUUUUUAAUCUGUUUAGAAAAUAGAAAUAUCAAUGAACAUCAAUUAAAACACAUUUAUAAUAAUUGUGACGAUAAAUUGUGAUGUUAUAGUUCAAAAUUAUGAAUUCAAUAAAUUAUUAUAAUGUGCUUGGUUGUACUAAAGAAUCAACAGCUGAAGAUAUAAAACGUGCAUAUCAUGCAUUAGCUCUGAAAUUUCAUCCAGAUAAAAAUACAUCAGAAUUUGAUGGUAUGAAGUUUCAGCUUGUUUUAAAAGCAUGGCAUGUUUUACGUGACCCUAAAUUAAAAGAAGAAUAUGAUGCCAUACAAAAACAAGAAGAAUUAGAUUCUGAAAGUAUUUUGACAUAUGCAAAAAUAUCAGUGAGUGAAUUAGAAACAACAAAUGAUAAUGAAAAUAUAUUAAUUUAUCGAUGUAGAUGCGGAGGAUUAUAUUGCAUUCAAAAGGAAUAUAUUCAGGAAAAAAAUCAAUCAGUACAUGUACCUUGUUUGGAAUGUACAUUUUCUAUUAUUGUUGAAACAUGAUAUUUAUAUGAAGAAUACAAAAACACGAGGUAAAAAUAAAACAAGAUUUAAAAUGCAGCAACAUUUUCUAUUUCUUAUAAAAAAUGAUACAACAGAUAACACAUCAUUACAAAUAUAAACUAUUGAGCAAUAUACAAAUAAAAACACGAUUCUUAAAAUAUCCUAGGUUCAAUAAUAAAAAUUGCAUUUACACGAAUCGUGUUUUGCAUUGGCAAUUGAAGAUUACAAGAUUUAUUGUCAAUUAGAAUUAAUUGUAUAGCUUACAUAAUUUCUAUAAUGAGAAAGGGAUAUAUAAAAAACUAAUUUAUUAUAAAAAUCUAUAGAUUUGCAACUUAUUUCAAUUUUGUUGAUAUUUAUAACUUUGGACAAAUUUAUAACUUAUUUAUAUUUAUUCUUAAAUAACUGAUUUUAUAUUGUUUAACUGAUUCGUGCAUAUUGCACAGGAUAGAUUUGCAACUCUUAUUAUUGCACCAUGGCAAAACCAGACUUGUUACUAAUGUCAAAAAAUCAAUAUAUUUUAUUUAAAUAUAGACAAUCCAAUUAAAUUA